CCCCCGGGAGCCUGACUCCCCUGGAGGCUCUAGGGGGAGUCCGGGCAGCAGAGGAGGACCGGCGGCCGCCGCCGAAGCAUGCAGAAGGGCUAAGGCAAGAGCCCCCAAGAUCUCUCGCGUGCCCCCUAGCUUCGGUCCUCAGGCGCCUUCUCUUGCACUUGCUGAUGAUGAGCUGGAAUAACGAUGAACAGAGAGCACAUCUGACCCGAACGCUCCCAACCUGUCCUGUAGCCGAUUGAUUAACUGAUCCCCAGCUAGACGGGUACUUUCAUACGACUCGGGCGAGUCCUAUCCGUGAACUGGCACGGAGGUUGAGCUCAACAUGCCAUUAGUGAAAAGAAAUAUCGAUCCUAGGCACUUGUGCCACACAGCACUGCCCAGAGGCAUUAAGAAUGAACUAGAAUGUGUAACCAAUAUUUCCUUGGCAAAUAUAAUUAGACAACUAAGUAGCCUAAGUAAAUAUGCUGAAGAUAUAUUUGGAGAAUUAUUCAAUGAAGCACAUAGUUUUUCCUUCAGAGUUAACUCACUACAAGAACGUGUGGACCGUUUAUCUGUCAGUGUUACACAGCUUGACCCUAAAGAAGAAGAAUUGUCUUUGCAAGAUAUAACAAUGAGAAAGGCUUUCCGAAGCUCUACAAUUCAAGAUCAGCAGCUUUUCGACCGCAAGAGUUUACCUAUUCCGUUACAGGAGACGUAUGAUGUUUGUGAGCAGCCUCCACCUCUCAAUAUACUCACUCCUUAUAGAGAUGAUGGUAAAGAAGGCUUGAAGUUUUAUACCAAUCCUUCAUAUUUCUUUGAUUUAUGGAAAGAAAAAAUGUUACAAGAUACAGAGGAUAAGAGGAAGGAAAAGAGGAAGCAGAAGGUAUUACAAGAGAUUCAAAAAAUUGAACAGAAAAAUCUAGAUCGUCCUCAUGAACCAGAAAAAGUGCCAAGAGCACCUCAUGACAGGCGGAGAGAAUGGCAGAAGCUGGCCCAAGGUCCAGAGUUGGCUGAAGAUGAUGCUAAUCUCUUACAUAAGCAUAUUGAAGUUGCUAAUGGCCCAGCCUCUCAUUUUGAAACAAGACCUCAAACAUAUGUGGAUCAUAUGGAUGGAUCUUACUCACUUUCUGCCUUGCCAUUUAGUCAGAUGAGUGAGCUUCUGACUAGAGCCGAGGAAAGGGUCCUCGUAAGACCACAUGAACCACCUCCACCUCCACCAAUGCAUGGAGCAGGAGAUGCAAAACCCAUACCCACCUGUAUCAGUUCUGCUACAGGUUUGAUAGAAAAUCGCCCUCAGUCACCAGCUACAGGCAGGACACCUGUGUUUGUGAGCCCCACCCCCCCACCUCCUCCACCGCCUCUUCCAUCUGCCUUGUCAACUUCUUCAUUAAGAGCUUCAAUGACUUCAACUCCUCCCCCACCAGUACCUCCCCCACCUCCACCUCCAGCCACUACUUUGCAAGCUCCAGCAGUACCACCACCUCCAGCUCCUCUUCAGAUUGCCCCUGGAGUUCUUCACCCAGCUCCUCCUCCAAUUGCACCUCCUCUAGUACAGCCCUCUCCACCGGUAGCUAGAGCUGCCCCAGUAUGUGAGACUGUACCAGUUCAUCCACUCCCACAAGGUGAAGUCCAGGGGCUGCCACCACCCCCGCCACCGCCUCCCUUGCCUCCACCUGGCAUUCGACCAUCAUCACCUGUCACAGUUGCAAUUCUUGCUCAUCCUCCCUCUGGGCUACAUCCAACUCCAUCUACUGCCCCAGAUCCCCAUGUUCCAUUAAUGCCUCCAUCUCCUCCAUCACAAGUUGUACCUGCUUCUGAGCCAAAGCGUCAUCCAUCAACCCUACCUGUAAUCAGUGAUGCCAGGAGUGUACUUCUGGAAGCAAUACGCAAAGGUAUUCAGCUACGAAAAGUAGAAGAGCAGCGUGAACAGGAAGCUAAACAUGAACGCAUUGAAAAUGAUGUUGCCACCAUCCUGUCCCGCCGUAUUGCUGUGGAAUAUAGUGAUUCAGAAGAUGAUUCAGAAUUCGAUGAAGUAGAUUGGUUGGAGUAAGAAAAACACAUUGAUAAAUAUUACAAAACUGAAUGCAAAUGUCCUUUGUGGUGCUUGUUCUUUGGAAAUGUUUGAUCAUUCCAGUGUUUUGCUUUUUUUUCCUUAAGAUAAAUAACCCUUUUCUUCCAUAAUUUUUUUAUUUCUAAGAAAAAUAUUAGCAUACAUUUCAACUAAAUGUUUUACAGUGGCUUAUCUUUUUUAUUUUUCCCUGAAAAGACACAAUUUGGU
Molecule: messenger RNA, 2257 nt
Organism: Myotis davidii
Lineage: Eukaryota; Metazoa; Chordata; Mammalia; Chiroptera; Vespertilionidae
Gene: WASF1
Product: WAS protein family member 1
Exons: 10
Coding region: 323-2029 (568 amino acids)
Biological process (GO): actin cytoskeleton organization; positive regulation of Arp2/3 complex-mediated actin nucleation
Cellular component (GO): cytoskeleton
Molecular function (GO): actin binding; Arp2/3 complex binding; protein kinase A regulatory subunit binding
Source: RefSeq, a predicted model, not a curated record